Messenger RNA from Verruconis gallopava, 1539 nucleotides. Its product is annotated as tRNA pseudouridine(55) synthase. Gene Ontology annotation, cellular component: mitochondrion. Gene Ontology annotation, molecular function: pseudouridine synthase activity; RNA binding. The coding region runs from base 94 to 1440 and encodes 448 amino acids. The record is from RefSeq and is a predicted model, not a curated record. Gene Ontology annotation, biological process: mRNA pseudouridine synthesis; tRNA modification. The transcript has 2 exons. NCBI's taxonomy places the organism in Eukaryota, Fungi, Ascomycota, Dothideomycetes, Venturiales, Sympoventuriaceae.
GGCAUUGCCAACAGCAUGGUAUAAGAAUAACCCACGGGCGUCGUCGCAUCGCAAUUUCUCAUUGGUGAUACCUCAUGAAACGUACGAGGUAGCAUGCGCGGUGCCAUGGCAAUCCUCGAAGGCGUGCUUGCGAUCCACAAACCGCCCUCAAUAUCCUCUUACGACGUCAUUCGCACAGUCACACCGCUCUUCCGGAAAUCUCAGCUCUUCCAACCCUUGAUUGCGCGCGAACGCAGCCGCAAAGAGCAGUCGUCGUCCCGGCGCAAAAAUGCGCAGAAAGACCAGCUUAGCGAAUUAAAGAUUGGUCAUGGCGGUACUCUGGAUCCCCUCGCGACAGGCGUCCUUGUUGUAGGUAUCGGUAACGGCACAAAAGCGCUACAAAAAUUCUUGGAUGGCACAAAGGAGUAUGAGUGUACUGUUUUGUUUGGUGCUGCGACAGAUAGUUAUGACAUACUAGGAAAGGUAACGAAGACGGCGAGCUGGGAAAAAGUGACGAAGGAAAGGCUGGAAGAGGCACUGGAAACGUUGAAGGGCGACCAGAUGCAACUGCCCCCAGUAUAUUCAGCAAUCCGCGUGGACGGCAAGCAUUUGUAUGAAUAUGCGAGGCAAGGACUUCCCAUACCGGAGAUCAAAAGACGACCUGUCACAGUGCAUGAGCUGGAGCUUCUGGAGUGGCUUCCGCCUGAUCAGCACAGUUUUGAAUUGCCUUCCCAAGAGGCGGAUGCUGAGGCCAAGCUGGUUGCAGAGAGAGCUACGUGGCCAAAAUCACUUAUGAACAAGCGAAAGCGUGAGAGUGACAACGAUGAAGAGAGCAAAAGCCAAGAGCCACCCCAGAAAGUAGUACGCUCUUCUUCCCCGAGCGAGCAGACAAAUGAAGCCGAAGUUGAGUCUACCGACCUGAAGCCUACAGGCCAAGCAGACGCGGCGGUGGCAACAGCAGCAACUCAAAAUAAACCAGAUCAGAUAUCAUCAAAAUCUCGGCCGCCAGCAGCUCGCAUACGGAUGGUCGUGUCUUCCGGCUUCUACGUACGCUCGCUUUGCCAUGACUUGGGUGUUGCGCUUGACUCAGCAGGUCUGAUGGCGACCUUAGUCCGCAGUCGACAGUCCGGUUUCGAGCUAGGCAGGAACGUCAUCGAAUUCGACGAUUUUGAAAAGGGAGAAGAGGUAUGGGAGCCGCAAGUGAAAAAGAUGCUGGAGGAGUGGCAGGCAAAACACGCUCAAGAUGACGUAGAUAACAAGAGAGGCGCUAAAAGGGAGAGGGAGAACAGAAACGGCGACGGCGGCGGCGGCAAUGGUGGUGGGAAAAGGAGCAAAAGAAACAGGUGGAAAGAUACGCAGCACCAGUCAAAUCAGAAGAACAACAGGAGAAACACGAGCUCGCCUGAGCCUGAGCCUGAGCCUUCGGCAAGGAGGCGAAGGAAUACAAGCUCUCCUGAGUAGGCGUUCUGGGAAGUGGAAAUGAUACUCGAUUGUCUUUAUGUACCACGACAUAGAUUGGGUAUAGAUAUGCGGCCCUCGCCAAGUCCCCCCUCCCUUUCC